AUGUUUCGUGCACAAGCUGCCGGGCCGUUUGACGAUGUCGUCGCCAAAGCGACCGACGAGAACCUCACCUCAGAGGACUGGGGCGCCAUCAUCGAGGUGUGCGACAAGGUCACCGGUGAUCCCAACGGGGCCAAGGAGGCCGUCCAGAGCAUGAUCAAACGCCUUGCACACCGUAAUGCGAACGUACAGCUGUAUACUCUGGAGCUUGCCCACGCCCUGUGCCAAAACUGUGGAAAGCCCAUGCACCGCGAAGUUUCCAGUCGAGCCUUUACCGAUGCCCUUCUCAAGCUGGCGAAUGACCGAAACACCCACUCCCAGGUCAAGGCCAAGAUCCUCGAGAAGAUGAGGGAGUGGGCCGAUAUGUUCAGCAGGGAUCCCGAGUUGGGCGUCAUGAACGAUGCCUACCAUCGUCUCAAGCAGACCAACCCGACGUUGCAACCCCCCAGCGCACCGCAGAAGCAGGGCCUCACCGACGCCGACAGACGGAAGGAGGAGGAUGAGCUGCAGAUGGCUUUGAAACUCAGCUUGCAGGAGGAGGAGCGGAAGAAGACGACACCGCAAGCGGGGCCCAGCACGCAGAGCGGCGGUAGCAGCCAGCAAGAAUCCACCCCGGCGCCGGCAGUCUCUGCUGGCACCACGGCUGCAACCGUAAGCAGGGUGCGAGCCUUGUACGACUUUGUGCCAUCCGAGGCUGGCGAGCUUGAAUUCAAGAAGGGAGAUGUGAUUGCUGUCCUGGAAAGCGUCUACAAGGACUGGUGGCGAGGCUCUCUCAAGGGCAACACGGGCAUUUUCCCGCUCAACUAUGUCGAGAAGUUGACGGACCCUACGCCUGACGAACUGCAGAGAGAGGCCCAGAUGGAGGCCGAGGUGUUUGCUGAGAUUAAGAACGUGGAGAAGCUCCUUACGCUGCUGAGCGCGUCCAACACUGCUCCUCGGGAAGAGGACAACGAGGAGAUUUCGAAACUAUAUCACCAGACUCUGGCCAUCCGGCCAAAGCUCAUUAAGCUCAUCGAAAAGUACUCGCAGAAGAAGGAUGAUUUUACUCAGCUCAACGAAAAAUUCAUCAAGGCUCGAAGAGACUAUGAAGCCCUGCUGGAGUCUUCCAUGUCUCGCCCUCCUCAACACAACUACCAACAAUACGCCAUGCGCCCGGCCGCUCCAGGCCAAGGUUAUCCUGGUCCUGGCGGUGGAUAUCCCCAGGGACCGCCGCUCCAGGACCCUUACUACAACCAAGCACCUCCGUCCGACCACCCUCACUAUCAAGCUAGCUCUCCGCCUCCUCCUCACAGCUUCCCGUCCCAGGGCGCCUCGGCUCCCUUCUACGUCGCCGGAGCAGAAGUGCCAUCACAGCCUCCUGGCGCCCACCCCCAACAACAGCAGCAGCCUCAGCAACAUCCAUCAAGAGAUGACACGCCCAGUCUCGGACCAGGUGCCGGGAAGCAGCCGGGACCCGUGAACCCGUCUUCACCCCCCCCGCAGUCCUUUACGCCUUACCCCCCGCAGCCUCCUCAGCAGAACACGGCUCCCUACUCCCAGAUUCCCGGCCAACAACGACCACAGAGCACGUACGGCGCACAGGAACUCGCCACUUCGGUCUACGACUCCCCCAUUGCACCACCGCACAACCCCAGCUCGGCACCCUUUGGGCAACAGCAGUACCAUUCCUUCAACUCUCCUGAGCAGGCCCCCCCUCCAACAACCUCCAUGUCCCCUGAGCCAUUGCAGGCCGGUGGCACUGCGUACGAUGCUCGCCACGGACUGCCAAGCCAGGCUGCGCCGGAGGCUCAUGCCUCGCAGCCGCAGUAUAAGCCGUACGUGCCGCCUGGAGAUGGAACGUCACCGAACGAUUACUACCGACAGGGGAAUCUGUAUUAG
Messenger RNA from Metarhizium album ARSEF 1941, 1875 nucleotides. RefSeq names its product Class E vacuolar protein-sorting machinery protein HSE1. Gene Ontology annotation, molecular function: phosphatidylinositol binding; ubiquitin binding. The record is from RefSeq and is a predicted model, not a curated record. Gene Ontology annotation, biological process: protein transport to vacuole involved in ubiquitin-dependent protein catabolic process via the multivesicular body sorting pathway. Gene Ontology annotation, cellular component: ESCRT-0 complex. Lineage: Eukaryota; Fungi; Ascomycota; Sordariomycetes; Hypocreales; Clavicipitaceae. The coding region runs from base 1 to 1875 and encodes 624 amino acids. The transcript has 6 exons.